CAUCUCAUCCGCCGCGGCGCUGUCACGAAAUUAUCUCUUCGAACGUUGUUUAUUGUUGUUUUUCUAUCAAUUGUUGUCUAUCGUUGUAUGCAUUUUCUCUAAUUUUUUCUUCGAUACGAACAUAUUGAUCUGUCGCUGAUAGUUAUGUCGCUGGACCAAACAGUAUGCGAAGAUUUAAAAGCUUUCGAAAGACGGCUCACCGAAGUUAUCGCUAGUUUACAACCAGCCACCACGCGAUGGAGAAUGUUAUUGGGCUUGAUCUCUAUAUGUACUGCUGUUGGCGCUUGGCAUUGGCUAACUGAUCCCAACACAUCAGCAGUAUCCUUCACGCAGAGCUUAUAUAAUCAUCCAUUCUUCACAAUGGCUAGUGUAAUAUUAGUGAUAUUAUUUAUGAUGGGUGUACAUAGACGAGUGAUAGCUCCCAGCAUUAUAACUCAGCGGGCAAGAAGUGUGCUUGGCGAUUUUAAUAUGAGCUGUGACGAUACUGGAAAGUUGAUUUUGAAGCCCACAAGACCUCCACAUCCUCAUGAGACUUAAAGUAUUUGUAGCUGUAAUUAAUAUAAAUAUGAAAUGUUGAAUUUUUGUGUGCAAUGAGAUAUAUUGCGACAAAUCAUGAAUGAAAAGUUUAGAGUCCUGUACUUUAAGGCUUAUGAAUUCUAUAUAAAUCAUGUACAAAUGAUCCUUUACAAUGUACAUAAAACUUACGUGCUUGAAUAUGUGUAUAAUAUAUGUGUAUAUGAUAGUGUGUAAGAUAUGUAAUACUUUAAUUAAGUCACACAUCAUUUAUAUAUAUUUUUACAUUAUAUUCUUAAUAUGUUUAAUUUUAUUAAACAUUAACGUAUUAAACAUAUUAAUUUUAUGUCUGUGUAGAUUAUAUGACGAUGCAAUGUACAAAUUGGAGCAUAGUAAAAAUAGAAAGGUGUGAUAAAUUUGAAUAACAA
Linepithema humile (Argentine ant) is the source of this 941-nucleotide messenger RNA. RefSeq names its product CTD nuclear envelope phosphatase 1 regulatory subunit 2 (gene Cnep1r2). NCBI's taxonomy places the organism in Eukaryota, Metazoa, Arthropoda, Insecta, Hymenoptera, Formicidae. The record is from RefSeq and is a predicted model, not a curated record. Gene Ontology annotation, cellular component: Nem1-Spo7 phosphatase complex; cytoplasm.